CCGGUUGAAUUUUUUUAUUCUUUUUCCUCUCAAACUUUUUAAUUCUGAUCUCUCCCCUCUUAAAAACCCCCUCUCCACAACCACUUUCACAUUCCUCUAAUCAUCACCUCUCUCCUCCCUCAUGGAGCAAUCACUCCCCCAUCAAUGCCAAUCGCUUCUCUCUCCCUCCUCCUCCUCCUCCUCCUCCUCCUCCUGCUCCUCCUCUUCCUCCUCCCCAAAGCCCGAAGAAUCCAUCAAGCCCAAAAAGCGAAGCAGAGAGGGCAAGCACCCGACAUACCGCGGCGUGCGCAUGCGCAAUUGGGGCAAAUGGGUUUCUGAAAUCCGCGAGCCGAAGAAGAAAUCGCGCAUCUGGCUCGGCACUUUUCCCACCGCCGAGAUGGCAGCGCGCGCGCACGAUGUGGCUUCGUUGACCAUCAAAGGGCAAUCCGCCUAUCUGAAUUUCCCUCAUCUCGCCGCCGAAUUCCCUCGCCCCGCCACCACCUCCCCUAAAGACAUCCAAGCCGCCGCCGCCAAGGCGGCUGCUUUCACCGACCACCAAGCAGCGCUACCAAAGCCCACGCCUCCUCCAAUCACGCCGCCAUCCACAACUGAUGAAGACUCUGCAUUUCUCGACCUUCCUGAUCUCCUCGACUUGAGAGCAAGCUGGGUUUCGUUGUGGACUGAUGAGCUGAAUUCCAGAUUCGUUUGGGAGUAUUAAAUCAUCAUUACUGCAUAGAUUAUAUAUAAACGAUUAAAUGUACAUUAAUGUGGUUGUGAUCUGUUCAAAGUUCUGUUUUUUUUUUCUUUUGCUGGGUUGGGAGAUGGAGCUUCUAAUUGAAUGAGUUGAUGAUGUGCUUUUUAUCGUAAUCUUUUGUUUAUUGAAAGUUAAUCUUCCACCAAUAAAAGAAGAAGGUUACUUUGGGAUUUA
This is a messenger RNA of Dendrobium catenatum, 907 nucleotides long. RefSeq names its product ethylene-responsive transcription factor ERF039-like. The coding region runs from base 122 to 697 and encodes 191 amino acids. The transcript has a single exon. Gene Ontology annotation, biological process: regulation of DNA-templated transcription. Gene Ontology annotation, molecular function: DNA binding; DNA-binding transcription factor activity. The record is from RefSeq and is a predicted model, not a curated record. NCBI's taxonomy places the organism in Eukaryota, Viridiplantae, Streptophyta, Magnoliopsida, Asparagales, Orchidaceae.